UUUGAAGGCAAAAAGUGUGCCUGGGUGAUUUUUUUUUUAAGCGAGAGAGUUUGUGCAAAGAUCCGAGCUGUCAGAGAUUUGAAAAAAAAAAAAAAAAAAAAAAAAAAAAAAAAAAAAAAGGCAGCCCGGGCGCUGGCGGAGACGCGCUCUCCCUGCAAAAAAAGCAAAGGCGAUUAAAGGCGCUGCCAGCCUCGCGCUCUGGGCACAGCUGAGCGUGACACUCGGGGAAGUCAAACCCCUCACUACUGCUUACGAAGAUGGCUAGACUUUAAAGACUAUUUUUUAUCUUUAAGAAAACAUUUCUUGGAGAUUUUAUUUUCUUGCUUGCUUUUUUCUUUUCUUUUUUUUUUUCCUUUCUUUUUGGCCGUGGCUUACUCCCCAUUUAAAACAAAUCAUUGAAUCUGGUUGCAGAAAGAAAAAAAGAAAUAGCCAAGUGUCUCCAUAUCUGGAUGUCUACAAAUUAGAGAGAGGGAGAGACAGCGAGAUCUAUCUGCUCGAUAAUAGCAAGCGAUCCAGGCCAGGCGCCUGGGCUUUUUUUUUCCUGCACUCGCCCGGUGCCUUCGUUGGGGCUUCGCCGGCCUCCUUCCUCCGCGCACCCCCACGGGCCGCUGGCAAAGUGGGGUGGGGAGCGAGGCGCGGGGGGGCGGGGGCCGGAGCGGCGGCCGUGGCGGCGGGGCGGCCGAGCAUGGAAGAACAGCAGCCGGAACCUAAAAGUCAGCGGGACUCGGGCCUCGGCGCGGCGGCGGUGGCGGCGGCCCCGGGCAGCCUCGGCCUGAGCCUUAGCCCCGGCGCGAGCGGCAGCAGCGGCAGCAGCGGCAGCGAUGGAGACAGCGUGCCGGUGUCCCCGCAGCCCGCGCCCCCCUCGCCGCCCGCGGCGCCCUGCCUGCCGCCCCUGGCCCACCACCCGCACCUCCCCCGCCCCCCGCCCCCGCCGCCGCCGCCUCAGCAUCUCGCGGCGCCUGCUCACCAGCCUCAGCCCGCGGCCCAGCUGCACCGCACCACCAACUUUUUCAUCGACAACAUCCUGAGGCCGGACUUCGGCUGCAAAAAGGAGCAGCCGCCGCCACAGCUCCUGGUGGCGGCGGCAGCCGGAGGAGGCGCAGGAGGAGGCCGGGUAGAGCGUGACAGAGGCCAGACCGGCGCAGGUAGAGAUCCUGUCCACCCGCUGGGCACCAGGGCGCCAGGCGCCGCCUCGCUCCUGUGCGCCCCGGACGCGAACUGUGGCCCACCCGACGGCUCCCCGCCAGCCGGCGGCGGCGGCGGCGCGGGAGCGUCCAAGGCUGGGAAUCCGGCAGCGGCGGCGGCAGCGGCGGCGGCGGCAGCGGCCGUGGCAGCGGCGGCGGCAGCGGCAGCAGCAGCGGCCAAACCUUCGGACAGCGGCGGUGGCAGUGGAGGCGGCGUAGGGAGCCCAGGUGCGCAGGGUGCUAAGUACCCAGACCACAGCAACCCCGCCAUCCUGCUAAUGGGCUCAGCCAACGGCGGGCCCGUAGUCAAAACUGACUCGCAGCAGCCCCUCGUAUGGCCCGCCUGGGUCUACUGCACGCGCUACUCGGAUCGUCCUUCCUCCGGUCCGCGAACGAGGAAGCUGAAGAAGAAGAAGAAUGAGAAGGAGGACAAGAGGCCGAGGACGGCGUUCACGGCCGAGCAGCUGCAGAGACUCAAGGCGGAGUUCCAGGCGAACCGCUACAUCACCGAGCAGCGGCGGCAGACCCUGGCCCAGGAACUCAGCCUCAACGAGUCCCAGAUCAAGAUCUGGUUCCAGAACAAGCGCGCCAAGAUCAAGAAAGCCACGGGCAUCAAGAACGGCCUGGCGCUGCACCUCAUGGCGCAGGGACUGUACAACCACUCUACCACCACGGUCCAGGACAAAGACGAGAGCGAGUAGCCGCCGCCGGCUGGGGCCGCGCGGUCGGGCCGCCGCGCCCGCGCCCCCUCCUGGCCCCGCCACCUCCGCCUGGCCGGCCCCGCGCCGGGGGAGAAAUAAUCAGCGCAAAGGAGGAAGGGAGCAACAGAGAAAAAGAGAGAGAAAGAGGUCCCAAGGAUAGAGAGUCAUGCUGGGACGAGACAUUUUUCAAAAGAGAGAAAGACUCGGACAGGUGCUAUCGAAAAAUAAGAUCAGUUCUCUCUUCACAGUAUAAGGGACGAAACUGCGAACUCCUUAAAGCUCUAUCUAGCCAAACUGCUUACGACCUUGUAUAUAUUUAAUUUCAGGUAAGGAAAAGAAAUAUGUGUAGCGAUCUCUAUUUGCUGGACUUUUUAUUAAUCUCCUUUAUUAUUAUUGUUAUAAUUAUUAUAAUUAUUAUAAUUAUUUUAUCCCCCGCCUCCGCCUCGCUGCCCCCGGCCCAGUUUCGUUUUCUUUUGAAUGUUUAUCGCUUCUCCGGUGCCUCCUGCCCCGCAUCGCCGGCCCUCGUUUCUCUGGGACUUUUCUUUGUGUGCGUGAGAGUGUGUUUCCUCGCGUGUCUGCCCGUCCCCUAUCCCCCACUUCCCGACCCCUUCUGUCGGUUUGUCUGUCCUCCCCUCCCCCUUUCGUUUUCCGGAGACUUGUUGAGAAAUACGACCCCACAGACUGCGAGACUGAACCGCCGCUACAAGCCAAAGAUUUUAUUAUGUUCAGAAACCUGUAGUCUGAAAUAAAGUGUACACUGUGCUCA
Molecule: messenger RNA, 2651 nt
Organism: Sus scrofa (pig)
Lineage: Eukaryota; Metazoa; Chordata; Mammalia; Artiodactyla; Suidae
Gene: EN1
Product: engrailed homeobox 1
Biological process (GO): regulation of transcription by RNA polymerase II; neuron differentiation; multicellular organism development
Cellular component (GO): nucleus
Molecular function (GO): RNA polymerase II cis-regulatory region sequence-specific DNA binding; DNA-binding transcription factor activity, RNA polymerase II-specific
Source: RefSeq, a predicted model, not a curated record